GGUGCUCCAGGCAGGCAAGGUGCACAAGGUCCUCCAGGAGCUACAGGCCAACAAGGCAAGAGGGGUAGAUCAGGAUUCCCAGGUUCAAUAGGAGCGAAAGGGGAGAAUGGUUGGAACGGACAGAUGGGACCUAAAGGAACCAAAGGAGAUCUGGGUGUCCAAGGUCCUCAAGGUACCAUGGGUUACCCAGGAGAUCCAGGCGCUAAAGGUGCACAUGGAGUACCGGGAGUAGCCGGUCCUCCAGGUGCUAAAGGUGGUAACGGAGAUCCAGGUGAUCUUGGUCUAAUGGGUGAAGCUGGUCUACCUGGUCAGCCUGGUCUACCCGGUCUAGAAGGGAUUACGGGACAGAUAGGAGCUCCUGGUGCUCCGGGGAAUCCAGGAGAGAAAGGAGAGACAGGGGAUCCUGGUAUGGAGGGGCUCCAGGGUCCAACAGGAAUCCAGGGAUAUGGAAUGAAAGGUGAAAAGGGUGACACCGGAGAUUUUGGACCAACAGGGCUCACAGGUCCCUCUGGUGAGCUUGGUCCAAUGGGACCUUCUGGUGAAAUGGGUACCCCUGGCCUACCUGGUGCAAAGGGUGAAAGAGGAGAUGUUGGACAAGAUGGACAAAUGGGUAUUGAAGGACCUGAAGGACCAUCUGGACCUCAAGGAGCUAUGGGAGAACCUGGUCCUAGGGGAGAAGCUGGUCUUAAGGGAGAGAGAGGAGACCAGGGCAUGGCUGGAAUGCCUGGUUCCCCAGUCAACAUCACCAUGAGGGGACCACCAGGUCUCUCGGAGGAGAGUCAUAUCAACUGUACCUUUGUCAUGAAAGGAGAACCAGGAUCUCCUGGUCCUUCUGGUCCUAGGGGUGAUAGAGGAGAUCCUGGACUAGCUGGAACUCCUGGACUCAACGGAUUUGAUGGAAUGAAUGGGCAGAAAGGAGAACAAGGCCUGAAUGGAACACAUGGCAUGCCAGGUGUGACUGGUCCCCAAGGGCCUCCAGGUGAAACAGGUUUAAUGGGUCCUCAAAGCCCUCCUGGUCCUCCUGGCUUCAAUGGCACUGAUGGUAUGAUGGGAUUGCCAGGUAUUCAAGGUGAGAUGGGUCUUCAAGGACUUCCAGGUGAAAAGGGUGCUUCAGGAGAAUAUGGACCACAAGGACUAAAAGGAGAACCAGGUCUAGAGGGAGUACCGGGAGAAAGGGGCUUACCUGGAGAUAGAGCUGAAAAAGGUGAAAUUGGAUUACAGGGCGUCCAAGGACCAGAGGGUUCUAAGGGAGAGGUGGGUCCUGCAGGAGCUAUUGGAUUACCAGGGAGCCCGGGAGCACAAGGGAUCCAGGGGAUGAAAGGAGACAAGGGCGAGUAUGGAGAUCAAGGAAUCCAGGGAUUAAGUAUUAAAGGAGACAGAGGAGAUAUGGGAUUAGCAGGAGUAGCCGGUACGAAGGGGCAUAAAGGAGAAGAAGGUAGCUUUGGCAAACCUGGAAAGAAAGGGGAGCCAGGAGCAGGGUCACCUGGUGCACCGGGAUUAAAAGGAGAACCUGGAGACCUUGGUAUGAAAGGAGAAAUCGGAAAUCCAGGCAGAAAUGGUUUACAUGGUUUAGCAGGUCCAACUGGGGCACCUGGUCCUCAAGGAAGAUAUGGUGUUGCAGGGACGAAAGGAAGUAGAGGAGAUAUGGGUUUACCUGGGCCUCAAGGUUAUAAAGGAAGUCCUGGUGAUUAUGGCCCAAAUGGUGAAAGAGGAAUAAAGGGAGACCAAGGAAGGCAGGGUAAGAGAGGGAAACGAGGACCCAAAGGCUUACCGGGAGCACCAGGGUUAGAUGCACCUUGCCCUGUGGGUUCUGAUGGCUUACCCCUCCCUGGAUGCUUCCCUGCUGCAUAGCCUCAAGCAUUAUCAUGAUGGGGUCGUCAGAGGUCAAAGGUCAUCAUGUCAUCACCAACCUCCAACCAGAGCUGAAUCCUCCUGAAUUCUACCAAAAAAGGUUUGGUGUGAAAACUAUCAAUAUCGCAUCAAAGAAGAAUUGAAUGACGCCAUCUUCUACACAAUUUGGAUGUGAAUAAAUCUGCUUCUUCAGGUUUUUAAGACCAAACAUGUUCAUGAUUCAUUCGUAGGUGUGUGCAGGAGAUAAAGGGAGAAAAGAUGAUAUGAUUAUAAGCCUGGCUGAAAUAUAAUUCUUGUUGGUUGCCAAAAUAGUUCCCUUAAUAAAGAAUGAAUAAUUUCUCAUUAUCUUUCUAACAAUUUUGACAACAUACUCGAUUAAUACUCGAUUCUGAUAUUAGUGACAAGAUCUUAAAUUUGAGUUGAAGACUCUCUGUGUUGGCAUUUAUAAAAUCAACUUUGUGAUUUUGAGGGGAAAAAAACUUGUUCAGGAGUAAUGUGUAUCAACAAUUGUUGCAACCAACAAGAAACCAUAUAUUUCUUUGGGAGUUUGUAUUAUAGAGAAUAUAUUAUUCAUUGAAUAAGUACUAAAGAGGAAUGAUUUUGAAAUGUCCUGUAUAUAUUGUACAGCUGUUGUUUAUAACCAAGCAACAACAAAUAUUGAGACAUCUAAAAAUAUUACUUUUUUAUCGAGUCUCACUGAAAAUGUAUUCCAAAUUUUAUUCGAGGUGAAGUGAGUUUCAUUCUGGUAUUUUAAUGUAAAUUAUAUGAGACCAGUGAAUGCCUGCCGUGUAUAGGUUUACAUGUACAUGUAUAUGUCGUAUAUUGUGAAUAUUCAUUUGUAUGCUUCCUUCCUAUUUAGGCUGAUUAAAUGUAUAUGCUACUUUGAAAUCGCUUUCCUUCAAAGGAUUUGAGAUAAAUGACAGAAAGGAGAUCCUUGAUUUAGUACUUUUAAGUUGAUAUUGGCUGAGCGUAUAUAUUUUGUUUCAAUUCCUUAGUAUACUUUGUGCUGGAUAUACAGGCUUGUAAUUUACCAAAGAUGUUCAUGACUUAUCAGAUUCUUAAAGUAUUAAAUGGUCACAAGCUUUGUCAAAACCAUGAACCUUGUAUCUUCUGUCGUUAUGCCCAUUUAAUAUUUGUAAUAUUACUGUUAUUUUGGUAAGGAAAUUUUUUUGGUACCUUACAUCACAAAGAAAUUGAUAUUGUUGGUUCUAGAAAGAAGAUAAAUUUUUUUUAUACAUGUACUCAGAGGAGUAAAGAGCACAUUCAGUGCAGAGUCAUUGAAAAAAAAAUUUAUCAGAUUUUCCCUAUAGAUGUAGUCAAUUAUUUUGAGUUAUUAUUCCGAGUAUCAUCUAACUUUCUUGGAAGAAGGCACAAUGUCUCAAUGGAGUAUUUUUUUAGUGAUUUGUUCAUACUUUUGUUUCAAAUAUUAUGUAGAUGAUAGCCUUCAAAUUACGUUUGACAUUUGCUAUAUGUAGUAUUGAAUGUGUACAUAUUGCUUUAAACUUGUAUAUUCUAACAAAAACUUGUAUAGAUCUUUCUUAUUUAUUCACUCUAAGAUUUUAUGUUUAUGUGUGAGGUACUCCUUUUGAUAUCCUUUCUCUUUUAUUUAAAAAAAAAAUUACUUUAAUUCAAAGAAAAAAAUAAUGGAUUACUUGACUGAAAACUCAUAGUGAGAAAUAUCAAUGAUGAACAGUUAUAAUAUAGAUGCAAGACCCUCCAAAUUUUAUUUGAAUUGGACAGAUUUCACUAGCAUUUUCCUUUGUAAACAGUAUUUCUUUUGACAUUAACCGAAAAACACUAUAUAAGGUAGUUAUGCAAUGAAAUUAACAAAGUCAACAUGUAGUCAUUAUUUUAUCUUAUAUAAUGCUUCAAAUUGUAUUGUGAAAAAAAGCUAUGAAUAUCAUGUACACGUAGCUUAUAUUUCACAAUAACUUUUGUAAUGUUUUGUUUUAAUUACUAUUUCCCAGACAUGUAUUUUCUUAAUAUUGAAAUGUUUAAUAUUGUGUAAAUAAUGAACUGAUAGGGACAAUGCCUUUAUAUUAUACUUGCCAAGUUUCUAUAGGGUUUUCAGCUUUGUAAAAAAAAAAAACCCCUCAAACGUCAGAUUGCAGUAUUUUAAGUGUAGAUGCAUAUAUAUAAGCCUAUGUAAAUGUAUUUUCCAUGAAUUGUUAUUGUAAUAUAUUGCCAUUUAUAACUGCCGUCAUGGAGGUAAUUGAAGGCAUUGCUUCUUAAUGUGUAUCACUUUUGCUAGGCUGAUUCCAGUGAUAGCUGUUAAUGUAGGCUAUUUAAAUCACCCUAGAUGCGAUAUUUUUUAGUCUGCGGUCUUGUUCAUGUUAGAUAUUCAAUAAUAUAUACAUUGUAUUUUCUACUGUAAAGUUUCACUAUCCAGUUUUAAGUAUUAAAAGUUUUUACUUUGAUCAUCAACGUAGAUAAUCAUUUUUUGAGAUGUUCUUGCUUCCUUUCAUAAACUAACCAUUUUCCUAUUUAUUUGUAAAUAAUAUUUUCGAAAAUAAGUUGAGAAAUGUAGGGAAAGAGAAACUAAUUUCUGUAAAGAGAUAGUAGUGGAACAUUGCCUUGACAAAAACAGUAAAUAUGUUAGAGUUGUCGGUGUCAGAGAUUAAGUUUGAUAAAUAAAUCAUGAAAUAUUGCAACUUUGUAGUUCUAACUGAAGAGAAAGAUACUCUAUGAAUAGUAAAUUUUUGUAAUAUUUGCUUAUUUAGGCCUCUCUCAGAUAUGACGUGGCAAAACCAGUGUUUUUUUUUAAUGAUGUAAAAAGUAAUACCCUCCAUAUUUCUAUAUCUUAUUAAACACAGAGCUAAGUGAACACUUGCAAGUCCGUCGUCACAUGCAGUUGCCAAUCAUUUACACUUUAAAUUAUUAAAAAACACCUUUUUUCUGUGGUUUACCGUGUCAUAUCUGGAAGAGUCUUUAAACUCACUUCAAGUUUUUUUGGAUGCCAAAACCCUGGUCAUUUUCACAGCAAAUCUUGCUCACUAUUUGAAAUCAACAAGUAAGAAGGUUAAAAUAUUUGGUCCGCUAAUUAACCUAAAGCAUAAGAUGAGUAACUUCACGAACCACAGAACUUGGGUAUUUCUACUCUCCUUCUUCCGUUAUUCAAAAUGCAAAGAAAAUUUUUAAUAUAGAAAUUUGAUUUGACCCCUUCUGACCCUUAGCAAAUUACUAUCAUAUGACAAUUCAACGCUUAUUAUAUAUUUCAGUAAAUUUCUGACCAUGUAAUUGUAAACCCAAGAUACAUUUCUGUCUACUGCAUCAUAUAGGCCUGUGUAUGUAAUAUUGUAUGGCUACUAAAAAGAGUACAAUCAAAUCAUAGUUAUUCGUUGGAAUAAUUGACCUUGGAGAUAGAAUGAAUAUGCUUUCAACAAGCAUUAAACAAAAAUACUGUGUAUUUUUCCAAUGCUUCUCAAAUAAUUUAUUGGGAAGUCCAUUACCAAACAAUUUCAAGUUUUUUAUUUUUUCGUUAAGGUGUGAAGUGACCUGACCAAACUAUAUCAUCAUUAUGACCCUCAAGAAAUUAUGGAUCAUGUAUGAAAAAUUGUGUACGUUUUAACUCUGAUAUGUGGUCAACUGUUGAAGAUUUUAUCAUGAAGAAUUGUCAAUCAUUGGUCAACUGAAAGGAUUGUGAUGAAAAUAAAUAUUGUAUCAUUAUUGUAUAACAAAUCAA
This is a messenger RNA of Strongylocentrotus purpuratus (purple sea urchin), 5533 nucleotides long. RefSeq names its product collagen alpha-5(IV) chain. Lineage: Eukaryota; Metazoa; Echinodermata; Echinoidea; Camarodonta; Strongylocentrotidae. The coding region runs from base 124 to 1851 and encodes 575 amino acids. The record is from RefSeq and is a predicted model, not a curated record. The transcript has 28 exons.